AUGUCCUGCAUUUUACUCCUCUUUAGACUUCUCGUCAUUAUAUUGCUAAAGGUUACUAGCAACCUCUUUUAUAUCGUCACUUCAUUCUACAGAAAAAUUUUCAGUGGGUUAAAAGCACGAUUAGCGUUAAGACGUACUUUUAACGAAGACAGUUGGAAACCAGUUAGUUAUGUUAGCAAACUUGGAAUUGUGGUGAUUACUCAGCAUUACGUUCAAAAUCCAGGUUAUGCAGAUGAAUGUUCAAAUGAUACUAUAUCGAGAUCCCUAAAAAAUCCUUCCUUAUUUGAAAGAGUCCUUGGUGAACAUACGAUUGAUACUUUAGUCUCUUGGGCAGCUAACUGUAUUCAAAGGAAUGCCCUCGGAAUUUCGACUAGAAAUACAAGUUUAAUACUGGUGUACAGUAAUACAAGGGAUAGUAUAUAUAAUCUCAACAAAUGGUUUAACGUCCUGCCAAAUCGUAACCACUCGAAACCUCACCUUGCGAAAAAUCACGGUAAGAUUAAAGAAUCAGAUGCAUACACCUGUAUUCUGUCAUCUACUCGACGUAACUUAAGUCAUAAACAUAACUUGGAAGAUCCUCGUGUUUAUUGCUCUUACGGUCGGUUUUACAGUCAUCUGGUUUCAUAUAGUCUCCGAAAUUUAAUUCCUGUUAAUCAUACUUCUACUCUAAGAAGCAAAUUACUUUCGAAGUUUCAGUAUAUUUCUUCUCAGAAAGAAGAUUGCUCAAGCUUGCUGGAAGUUGGUCUACAAACUGCAUUAAGAGCUAAUUUAGAUUAUAUCAUAUUUAUUAAUCCACGUGCAAUCAAUUUGAGUGAGCAUUUACUUACUGAGACUAUCAAAUUAUUGGCUAAUGAAGAUGGAAAUUGUCGGGCUGACUUUGUCUUAGGUAUAACUAAACCUUGUACAAGAAUUUCACGGAUUGAUGUUGAUGUUAAUAUACGUCAAAGGAAAUUAUCAAAUGGUUUAUAUUUAUUUGGUUUAAAAGGUAAACAGAUUCAUUCAAUGUCUAGCAUCAAAUCGCUUUGUUCUAAUUUGGAAUGGUCAUCUAUAAAUGCAGCCGAUAUUCUAUGCAGAAAUAUUUAUCAAUCUUUAUCGAAUGCAAAUUUAGUUUGUUUACGUGAAAGAUUAGAAGAGGUAUCCGAACCAUUGGAUCUUAUCAAUGUACAACAGUCUACUGGAUUAUUAUAUGACCACGUACUGAAUGAUUUAAUCACUGUAAUUAUCCCAAUGGGUUAUGGUCAUCCGAAUGAUUGUAUUGAUCCGGAUAAUGUGGAAUUAAUCAAUGUGAAAUUGUCAAAAUCAUUAGCUUAUACAAUUGAAUUAGCAGUACAUAAUGCUUCGGGUAAAAGACAAAUAGAGAUUAUAAUUAUAGACAGUUCACCAGCGACAUUUGCUCAAACUGAUAAAUUGUUGAAUUCCUCUACUACUGUUCAUCCAGUCAUAACAGAAUAUUUGCACAAUAUGAUACAGCCUCGUUGUAUGAUCAAUGUGCAAUUAUAUCAUUAUAAUUCAUUAACAACAGGUAUAUCGAAACCGAAUCGUGGUGAACUUAUUCGUUUUGCUAUUGAUCAAUACGCUGAAGGAUCUAUUUUAGUGAUUUUGGAACCAGGUGUUCAAUUACCAGUGAAUUGGGAUUCCGCAGUCUAUUAUACAUUACAGAUUCCAGGUGUUGGAAUGGGUUGUUUUGCUUAUCGACUACAUUUAGAUGAUAAAUAUAUUCAUCAGAAAAAUGUUUUCUGGGCAUUAAAUUGUUGGAUUGGUAGUUGGAUUGUAAAUUUACAAACAAAUUGUAAUUUUUAUGAAUUAGCAGCUGUUUCCGUGUCAUUGAAUGUACAAAAAUUGAAGUUAGUCAAAAACUCAAGGCCUCAAAUUGUUGGUGCAUACAGCAUUUCUUGUAUGUAUUGUUGAUCUCUAAAUUAUGACAUCUGUCGAUUCUGAUCACUUGAUUGUUGGGAAUCUGUAAGACAAACAGUCCGUCAGUUGUAGUUGAGACUGUUGAUGAGUAUUAUUAAUUGGAAUCAAUUUCAACGGCGAAAAACAUUCAUUCUUUAUGCUUCUUUGUAAGGUGUGUUUGAAAGUAAGCUGACCAGUAAAACUCCUGAAUCUAGUUCUUACUUACUUACGCCUGUUACCCCCAAUGGAGCAUAG
Molecule: messenger RNA, 2148 nt
Organism: Schistosoma turkestanicum
Lineage: Eukaryota; Metazoa; Platyhelminthes; Trematoda; Strigeidida; Schistosomatidae
Source: the annotation of a GenBank genome assembly